Messenger RNA from Xyrichtys novacula (pearly razorfish), 3758 nucleotides. NCBI's taxonomy places the organism in Eukaryota, Metazoa, Chordata, Actinopteri, Labriformes, Labridae. The record is from the annotation of a GenBank genome assembly.
GAGCAUGCGUAGAAGAUGCUCUUUCAGCAGAGGUAGUUGGAGGAGAAUCACUGAACGGUAAGAGUCUGUAUGUUUUCUCUCUUUAAACUGCUUAAGCUUCGUGAAAAUAAGAGUUUAAUGUGUUUAAAUUAUGAAAAUGAAGACUUGUUACUCCAUCGAUCUUCUCUGAUUCACCUGUUUGCAACGUUACUUCUGAUUUUAGUGUCAGUGUUAGAGAACCUGACCGUCAAUGUAGGUCUGUUCAGUCCACGUCAGCAGAUAAACUCAUUUAAAACACAGAAACUAUUCAUAUUUUAUUCAAAACUGAGAUUAAAUGAUGUUUUUCAGUCAAUGUCAGCAGAUGUAAUUAAUUUAUUUAAAAAGAAGUUAAAAGUCUGUUCAGUCCACGUCAGCAGAUAAAAAAUCAUCUUGAUGAGGAACAAUCAAUUUCAGUCAGUUUUUACUAUUAAUCAGGACAAAGAUGAUUCCCUAUUAACUUGAACCGGUCAGACUGUUUUAACAAAUAUAAAAGAAAUGAGUUUGAUCAGAGUCCACUUAGAGUGAUUUGUACAGUAGUUUAUUUACCUGUCAUGGUGUUUGAUGAGGGUCAACUAAGAGUGAUUUGGACUGAAGUUUAUCAGACUGUCCUAGAAUUUGAUGAGGGUCUACCGACAGUGAUUUGUACUGUAGUUUAUUUACCUGUUCUAGAGUUUAAUGAGGGUCUCCCAACAGUAGUUUGGACUGUAGUUUAUCUCAGUAUUCUCGAGUGUGAUGAGGGUUUGUUCACACAGAUUUUUGUUUUUCGUAGUAAGUUUUUGAAGCAGUUUUUUUAUGACACAAAGUAAAAACCAGUAAUCAUGGCUAUGGCUCAGGUUGGAGACCCCCAUUGUCAGAUUUCAGUCUUAGGGGGCUCUGGCCUUGGUCUCAGGUCAGGUCCUGGUCCCGUUCCUAAUCCUGUUCAUGGUUCUGGUCCUUUUUCUGGUCCCAGUCUUGGCUUUUUUUUAUGAAUUUGUUUUGUUUCUGUCUUUAGAUGAUGAAGAUGCUUACCUGUGUUUUGGCUCUGGUCCUGGCCCUGCUGAACCUGGGUUCAGGAGAGGAAGGAGCCCGUCUGCUGGCCUCCAAAUCUCUGCUGAACCGGUACGCAGUAGAGGGCCGAGACCUGACACUGCAGUACAACAUCUACAACGUUGGCUCCAGGUAACAUCCCCUUAUCUGUCUGUGUCUGUCUCACCUGUCUGUCUCUGUCUCACCUGUCUGCCUCUGUCUCACCUGUCUGUCAUUGUUUUACCUGUCUGUCUCUGUCUCACCUGUCUGUCUCUGUCUUACCUGUCUGUCAUUGUCUUACCUGUCUUUCAUUGUCUCAUCUGUCUGUCUCAUCUAUUUUUCCCACAGUGCCGCUCUGGAGGUGGAGCUGUCUGAUGACUCGUUUCCUCCUGAGGACUUUGGGAUCGUUUCAGGAAUGCUCAAUGUCAAGUGGGACAGAAUUGCUCCGUAUCCUUCAAAAUAAAAGUCCUGGCUUUCAAAAAAACAUAUAGAACAGACAUAAAACACACUCCUGUUUUUCAGGUAUGUCAGGUGAUGUUACUCUUUGAGUCUGACAUCCACAAAUACUAUUAGAAACAUAUAAAGGUGUAGUGUGUCGUGUUUAUCAUUUAUUAGAAUGUUUAAAAUUAAAUUUAAAAUUGUUAGAAAUGGGGUUUUGGAUUUCAUCAGCCUGUUUUAAUAGGUGUUUAAUCACCUGAAUAUUGAAUAGAUUGUUUUUUUGGCUCAUUCAGAAUGAGUCCUUUUUCGUAUUCACAACAGAUUUUUCUAGACCUUCAAUCUUUCAUUUUAAUUUGGUAUUUUUAAGAAUAUUUUGACAAUAUCAUUCAGUCAGGUUGAUGUCCUUUUUUUACAUUUUAUAACAAAUUUUUCUUCUUGUUGACUUGGCUAAAUAUUGUAUAAAAUCCUGUAUACGAUUGCACUUAACUAAAUGUCAGUGCGAGUAACGUCUCUCACACUGUGGUGCUGCGCCCCCUAAAGGCUGGAUACUUCAACUUCACCUCUGCCACAGUCAGCUAUCUGGCCCAGGAAGGAGGUCAAGUUGUGGUAAGCGUUGUUAACUCAACAGUUAGUGUUCACACAACUUACCAGGUUAUACAACAAAAGGUUUUGAACCGACCUCUGUUUGUUUGCAGGUUGGAUACACAAGCGCCCCAGGACAGGGAGGCAUCCUCGCUCAGAGAGAGUUUGACCGUCGCUUCUCCCCCCACUAUGUAUGUGUUCAAUUUCUUCACCAAAUAACUUUACUGUACCCUGAGUCACUGUCAGGUUAGUCGAGUCACUCUCAGGUUAUCAGAGUCACUGUGAAAUUAGCUGAGUCAGUGUUUGAUUAGCUGUGUCAGUUGGAAGCUGGUUUUUAUACCUUGUUUGGUCAGAAGCACUUGAACCACUGCAAUAUGUAUUCGUUAUAUUUGGUGCUCUGCUUUUUAAGCUUCCUGCCCCUCCAUCUGUGAAUAUUGUAAUACUAAAGCCUGACACUGAGAGAGUACGUCUUCCUUCUGUUUUAUGUACAUACUUGAAAAAGCCAAGACAGGGAGAGCAGCAGCAAAGACCCUAGGGUACAAAACAGAGCAGCAUCAGUAAUAAUCUUUCUUUAACUCUGGUAAGAUCAGGCAGCACAGAAGGAGGAGCUGGGGUUGAGAAAGGGUGUAGAAUGGUUUGCAGAGGAAGUAGGAAGAGUCGGUAGGCUGAAGGCUUUAAAAAAAGAACAGAUAUUUUCACACAUGACUGUUGGAUGGUAGACAGUAGUCAGCUGAGCUGUCAACUGAUGUAUGUUUAGAUCAUCUGAUGUAUGCAGAGCUCAACUUCAUGCCUUAACUAAUGCCGUGUUCUAGUUAACUCAAAAGUCGGAUGUCAAGCUGGGAAUGACAUUACACCCAAGUUGACAGGGUUCUGGUAAACAAGUCAGAAAACCAAGAUGGAUGCCUACUGUUAGCUGUUGUUAAAAGUUGUCAGCUCUUGUUCGCUGUUGUUUGCUGUUAACUGAGUCUGAAAUCCGACUUUGGGGGGUCUUUCCAGAUGAAUUUCUGACUAGGAACUAGGACAUUCCGACUUCCCAGUACAACUUGGACGUAGCAUAAAACCUGAACUUACAAUUGUAGUUUUUUUUUUUUUUAUUGCUUAUAUUUACUGUCACUGAUGUUUAUUGUUUUUUUGUAGCUGGACUGGGCUGCAUUCGGUGUUAUGACUCUGCCUUCCAUCGGCAUCCCGCUGAUUCUCUGGUACUCCAGCAAGAGGAAGUACGACUCUCCAAAGAACAAGAAGAACUAAACACACAAACACGCACACACACACACAUGUGCUGCAGAGGGUGGGGUCGGGGUUGGGGGGUGAGGGGGGGUUGUCUGUGAGAAAGUUAAUAACCCAUAUUGGGGUGACAGCUGGAUCAGACAGAGAGCAGUGCAGUGAUAAUGGUGAUCAUGAUGAAAGAUGAUAAAUGAUGAUUAUGAGAGUGAUAAAGAUCAGUCUGCUGAGGGGCUGUGAUGUGGAUCAGAGUUUUCAGAACUUUAAACUAUAAACCAGUUUUUUGUUUUUGGGCAGCGUCAGUCAAGGAACUUUAUCAUAUUAAAGUUUGUGACAAACAUUCAUUAUUGUUUUAAAAACAUGUAAUUAAAGAAUUAAUGUGUUUUUGUAAUAAAAGUCAGACAGGAAGUAAGGGUUUGGAUGUUGAUCUUCAAAAUAAAAAUCAAUAAAAUGUUUUUUUUCUAAUCUGUCUGAAAGCCUUUUUUUUUAUUUUU